Messenger RNA from Cinara cedri, 1315 nucleotides. NCBI's taxonomy places the organism in Eukaryota, Metazoa, Arthropoda, Insecta, Hemiptera, Aphididae. The record is from the annotation of a GenBank genome assembly.
AUAAAACCGGAGAUAUGACUGUAUGAGGCAUGAGCAUUAAGCCUUUUAUCGUAAAUCGUAAUUUCGCCGAAAAUCUCGUGUGUGAAAAAUCUUUUUUUAAUUAUUAGUGUUCACUGAAAAAUAUUGUACAAUGAAUCAAGCAGAAAUCUCGCAGUUAGUAUCAAAACUAAGAAUUCGCAUAAAUCCACGCCAUAAGAACCUUAAAAAUCCCGAAGGACCACAAGGCCGAUUAAAAAAAUUACGUAAAACCUUAACUGCUCUGUUUAAAUAUGAACGUUUAGAAUUGAAUUAUACAUUAGCAGACGAAACAAGAGGAUACGCAGAAAGAGUAAGCAAUUAUUAUAAAUAUAGAUAUUUGUUGGACCUGACAUAUAACACUGUUAUUAAAAUUGCUUUAACUUUUAAUUUUCAAAUAGUUAAUUUCCGAAGCUAUUAGACAUGGAGAUACACACAAAGCUACGAUGGAAAUGGCUGAUUAUUGGAUAGAAGAAAAGCAAUUGAUACACAAAUUGUUCAAAGUGUUGGCACCACGGUUUAGUGAUUACAAGACAUCAUAUACAAUGUUAUAUCGAGCACCAAAAGCAUACCCAGAUAUAGUAUAUCCACGAUCUAUAAUAGAACUUAGAGGUUUGUUUACUUGAUAAGUAUAAUACCAUCAUAAAAAUAAGGAUUGAACUGUAAUACAAAAUUUAAUUUCUAGGCAAUCCGUUUCCACCAAUACUGUCUCAGAAAUUAGAUCAAAGAAAUUUUAUACAUAACGUUCUAUUGGAAGAAGCAAAGAAAGCAUAUAGGGCUGAAAAAUAUGAACAAAUAACUAAGUCUCUUGGAGAACAGCCAAAAGUUGAAGUGUCAGAUAAAUAAAUGAAUAAUUAUUUAAUGUAAACAUAUUUCUAAGUAGUUAAAUAUUAUAUAGUACUACAUAUUUUAAUCUUUCUUUGUGUUAUUUAAUUCAGUUUGUUAGGGUUACAUUAGAUCUUAAAAAUAUAUGGUCCGCUGUUAUAUUAAAAAAUGUAAUACUUUUAUAAGCUGAAAGUAUUUUGCACCUUUAGUAGGCCACUUAAGUGGAAAUUUAAAAAUGAAGGAUAAUUUAAUUUAUAUACUUAAACCAAUGACGUAAUUAACAAUAAUCUUGAGCAGAGUAAUAAUAUUAGUGGCCUUUUCCUGAUCAAAGAAACUUAAAAAACAACAAAGAUUAAAUUGACCAACAUUUGUUGUCAGUUUUAUAUAUUUUAUAGAGUAACUGUUUGGAAUCUAGAAAUCUUGUUUCAAAUAAAGUACACAAUCACAUAACGUGUUUGUUAUGUCUCAAUCACCC